UGUCCCUGCAAAUUAGACGCCUCCUUUGUAAUUGUACCUUUAAGAGUCGAAGAUACAAAUAAUUACCAUUACAUAGAGAAACAUUUGAAUAUGCAUGCGUUGCAUAAAUUAUCACAAUUUAAAUUUAAAGUUCGAACUCGAAUAAGUAAAUUUCACAUCCAAUGGAUUAUAGUUUUAAAAUGGUUAUGCUCCAUAAUGUUCAAGAACUGAUAAUAGAAACUGCACAGCUUCUUAAUUCCGAAUGGCCAAGAUCCCUGGAAUCAAGGUGUCAUGUGAUUGGGUACUCAUUAGAUACUCUACCAUGUUCAUUGGUCUUACUGAAAGUAUCUAUGAAUGACCAAAAAGUUGUUGGUUUUAGUCGUUUGUCAAAAGUAUUGGAGAAACCAAAGUCAGUGUUGGUUGAGUCAGUUGUAGUUGAAAAGAGCUUGCGAGGUUGUGGCUUGGGGAAAAUGAUAAUGAGCCAUACAGAGGAUUUUGCUCUCAAGUUAGGUUAUGAACAGAUUCAUCUUUCUACUCAUGACAAACAGUCCUUAUAUGAGCACCUUGGUUACUCUUUGUCUGCCCCAAUAUCUGCAGAAACCAAAGUUUCAAAGUAUUCUAUGAUGUCACAAGUACAAAAACAAGAGAAAAUUGUUGAAGAUGGGGAAAAAUUGACUUUCAUUCAUAAAAAUACCCAAGAUACUUUAAAAGACUUAAAACGUGAAAUUUUACCAACACACCCACUUCCACCCCUACCUCCACCCCUACCUCCACCCCUACCUCCACCCCUACCUCCACUUACACAGCAAAGUGAAAAUAGGAAUUCACGUCAUGUUUGGAUGACAAAGAAACUUCUUUAAUAGCUGUAUGAGUAAUGAGUGGGACUUUCCCACUAUAGAUAAAGUUUAUUUAUAAUUUGUUUUUUGUUAUUGUAUACCAAUGGCAUGUAAAUUUGAGGUUUAGCAUCGGCAGACUAAUUAUGAAAUUUUACUAUACAUCGAAAA
This is a messenger RNA of Xenia sp. Carnegie-2017, 983 nucleotides long. Its product is annotated as N-alpha-acetyltransferase 80-like. The transcript has 5 exons. The record is from RefSeq and is a predicted model, not a curated record. Gene Ontology annotation, biological process: protein acetylation. NCBI's taxonomy places the organism in Eukaryota, Metazoa, Cnidaria, Anthozoa, Malacalcyonacea, Xeniidae. Bases 162 to 839 code for a protein of 225 amino acids. Gene Ontology annotation, cellular component: cytoplasm. Gene Ontology annotation, molecular function: acetyl-CoA binding; N-acetyltransferase activity.